This is a messenger RNA of Neopelma chrysocephalum (saffron-crested tyrant-manakin), 3479 nucleotides long. RefSeq names its product RALY RNA binding protein like (gene RALYL). Gene Ontology annotation, cellular component: nucleus. The transcript has 11 exons. The coding region runs from base 302 to 1438 and encodes 378 amino acids. Gene Ontology annotation, molecular function: RNA binding. The record is from RefSeq and is a predicted model, not a curated record. NCBI's taxonomy places the organism in Eukaryota, Metazoa, Chordata, Aves, Passeriformes, Pipridae.
GUCCGCGCCCGGCGCCGCCGCCGCCGCUGCGCCCUCCCGGCUGCGAGUCCGCCCGGCUCCGGAUCACGUGGCGGUUGCCGGAGGCAGAGACUAGAGAGGAGAGAAAAAAAAAGCGCCUCAUUCCUUCUUCCACCGCCAUACUGUAUUUUAUAGUAACUCUCAUUUUUAUUCCUCCCUUUUACUCCCGCUCGUGGAAGGUUUUCCUGGAGAAUGAAGUGCGGUUUGGUUUCCUUGUCAACGGAAGAUGAAGUGAACAACUGAACAUCUCCCCAGUGCAGGUUUAAAGCCAAGUGAUCCAACCAUGACUGGCAAAACACAGACCAGCAAUGUCACCAAUAAGAACGACCCAAAGUCCAUCAACUCCAGAGUCUUCAUUGGCAAUCUGAACACAGCCAUUGUCAAAAAAGGUGACAUCGAAGCAAUCUUUGCAAAGUAUGGGAAAAUAGUGGGCUGCUCAGUGCACAAAGGUUAUGCAUUUGUACAGUACAUGAGUGAGAGGCAUGCAAGAGCUGCAGUGGCAGGAGAGAAUGCCAGGAUCAUCGCAGGGCAGCCACUAGAUAUCAACAUGGCAGGAGAACCAAAACCAUACAGACCAAAACCUGGCAACAAGCGGCCACUUUCAGCACUUUACAGACUUGAAUCAAAGGAGCCUUUCCUGUCCGUUGGUGGUUAUGUCUUUGAUUAUGAUUACUACAGAGAUGAUUUCUACAAUCGGUUGUUUGAUUACCAUGGCCGUGUCCCUCCACCACCCCGUGCAGUGAUUCCACUGAAACGUCCUCGUGUGGCUGUGACAACAACUCGUAGAGGCAAAGGGGUUUUCUCCAUGAAAGGAGCAUCACGAUCUGCCUCAAGUGGGGCUUCUUCCUCAGGAUCAAAAUCACCCACCCGUCUUCCCCUGCCCCUUAUGUGGAGUGAUACUGUCCUUGGAAGCGUCACUGGAAGAGGAAGAGAAAGAUCAGUGAAAUCAGAUGAGUUGCAAACAAUCAAGAAGGAAUUAACCCAAAUCAAAACAAAAAUUGACUCCUUACUAGGGAGACUGGAAAAGAUUGAAAAGCAGCAAAAAGCUGAAGCAGAAGCCCAAAAGAAACAAAUGGAAGAUAAUGCUGAUUUGAUUCAAGAGGAAUGCAUAUCAGAGAAUGCAGAUAACUCUACGGAAGAGCCAAUUGAAGGAGGGCCAGAUGCAGAUGGGGAUGGAGAAGAUAUGACUGAUGGGAUAGAGGAGGAUUUUGAUGAGGAUGGCAGCAAUGAGCUGCUGUCUUGGCUUCUUUUUGAGGUUCUGCUGGAAGAAAUUCUAUGCCUUCAUACUAAAGCCAACAUUUCAUUUCUCAGUUUCUACAGAUCAAGUGAUGAGAUGCCAUGUGUGAACCCCCUGAAGGCUGAGAAGAGAAACUCUGACUUCCCCACAGAAAAUUGUGAACUGCGGUUUCUUACUGGCUAGCAACACCUUUAAUUCAAUUUGUAUGAAACUCAGUUUACUUAUUAAAAUGGACGUUAUUGUUCAAAUAUUAGAAAUUCCAUUUCUUAUAUGUUCUAAGCUGUACAAUUGUCAGAUUUUUAUGGUUUAGAUUGUAAAUGUGGUUUUCUCUGGCUAAUUAUUGGUAUUAUUUUUUUAAUUUUGAUGUCUUAAAGGCCAAUGUACUGUAUCAUAAUAAUAUGAAGGACAUAUUUAACAGGUGUGGAAAACACUGUAUACAAAUGUAUAUUUCUAAAAGCUAUUUUUAUGAUUAGCAUGUUUUACUGUUUCACCAUAUUUAGAGUCAGGUGAUAUUGCACUUCUUUGUUUAAUGUUUAAUUCAAACAAGACCAUUAUGAUCAGUGUCACUUUUAAAUACAUUGUAUGGUAUUUUCCAUUAUUUUAUUUAAUUUAUUUAUCAUUGGAAAUAAUUAUAUUUAGUAAUAGGAUAGCUUCUAAACAGUGAAAAUGUCAAAAUAAGAGAGUAAUCCUUGAUAAACUGUAAAUUAGAUCCUUCUGUAAAUCCUUUUCUUCAGAUAAGCACUCUCCAUGAUGCCAUUCAUCAGACAUUGUUACAGCUGUUCCUGCAAAUCUCUAAAGGCUGUUUGUUGUUACCAUAUGGAAAGUUUCCAUGACAGUCAGUCUCCUGUCUAGCCAGGAAAAUUACUUAUAGCCUGUCAAUAUCUGACAGCCUGAGUUAGCCUAUUUAAUACUUUUUGGGUUAUUUUCUGGCAGUAGUCUUUCCACUCACAAACUCCUAAAUCCCUCCUAAGAGCCUGAAGUUGGAAUAAUUAAUUAUUACAGGUGUUGUAGGGGGAAUCUCAGUAUAGAAUUUCUUAAUAAAUCAUAAUUCCUUUCAAACAGAAUGGAUGCAUUAUUUCUUUUGUCUUACUAAGACAUUAAGGGUAUCAAAGCAUAUAUGAUGUGGGCAAAAGGUCUUCUUCUCUAAUAAGAGUAUCAGCUUGUUCACCACCCUAAAGUCAGACCUCGUUAGCACUGCAGAUGACAUGAAACAAGGAAUAUAUCACCUACAUCUUUAUGUGAGAUGUACUCCUAUAGAAAGAGACGUCUUUAGAGUAAUUUCAAGGAAACAAAUUACUUAGUAACUACAGCUUUUCAAGAGGGAAAAGUACUAACUUAGGAAGUAUCUUAGGCAUUCUUUACAAUCAUUACCCUUAGAUUAUAAACUCACAGAAAUAAUUGCACAUUCAUAAUAUUGACACUGUUUCACACCACAGUUUAAGUCCUGAAUAUAUUUUGAACACAAAAAGACACCUCUGAUAACACCAUGAGGCACUAUUUCAUUUGCAAGCCAGAAGAUUGUUACGCCAUGCAGUCUAUUACUAGCAAGGGUUCUCAAUGGCAUGUUUGCUUAAAAUCACUACAGAGGAUGCUGGUAGCUUCAACAGAGCUUGAUAGUUCUCUGCUGUUCAUGUAUGUGGUAUGCUUGGUGUUGUUUGCCACCACUACCUGUAUUGUUUUACAUGAGUUUUGUCAGUUGUGGGAUUUUUUAACAUUGCUCAUCCCUUGAAAUAUGGAAGAACAAGAAACAUAAAAGAUCUUGUCAAUCCGUUUGGAUAGUUAACAGUCUUAUAAAAUCCUUUACAGUUCUGAAUCAAAUCAAUUCAUUUUCUACACAGACCUGUACGCUCUGUGUGUUUCAGAUAUUUGUUUCAAACCUGUGCAGUUGCAUGAAUGGAAAAUAUUUACUAAAAAGCUUUAAAGUUUGGAUCAAGAAGAAAUAUUUUUACUUUUGUAAAUUCUUGUAUUACAUAUUGUUGCAAUUCUAAUUAGUUUUCUCUAUAUUUCCAUUUUUAGUUCUGAAAAAUACAGUACCUAAACAAUGUAGAUAGCUACAAUCUUGUAAGCAGUUGUUUUUAAUUGGUGCCACUGCAAUUUAGAACUAAAACAUUCAGAGUUUGCCCAUGCAGAGCAGAUUGAUGGUUCAUUACAGUUUUCUUUAAAAUGUUGUAACAUAAUUUUUACAUGUCUGUAAAUAAAUAUUUUAUCUGAUUUACGCACUAAA